AUGGACGCUUACAAUGAUCGUGAUGGGGCUUUUUGGGCCCCCGGAACCGUUGCCCUCGAAGAAAUUCAAUCUAGAAACAGCCUCGUCUUGUUUCCGACCCCUUCGUCAGACCCCAAUGAUCCCCUGAACUGGUCAAAGGCUCGGAAAGCCCUCAACUUUACGCUGGUUAGCUUUUUUGUUCUAUGGACUUUCGUUCAGUUGGAUAUCGGCUUCACAGCAUGGGGUCCCAUGGAGACAGAGCUCGGGUUUUCGGUUGAUAUUCUCAAUGCAGGUGCAGCCGUCAACUACGGUGGUCUCGCCGUGGGCUGUAUCUUCUUCAUGCCCCUGGUUCAUAAGUAUGGCCGACGCCCGAUCUACAUAUUCAGCAUCGCUCUUCAAUUCGCAUCAUGCAUCUGGCAGGCCCAAACAUACAGCGUUGGGGACUUUAUUGGCAGCGGACUGAUUUCAGGUAUCGGAGGUGCGAUCAGUGAGAUUGUAGUGCAAGUUACCAUUGCGGACAUGUUUUUUGUUCAUCAGCAUGCCACGAUGAAUGGAUGGUAUGUGAUUGUGCAGUCUGCAGGAGCCUUUCUGGGACCUGUGGCAUCGGGCUAUAUCGUUGUGUCACAGGGAUGGCGAUGGAUGUGGUGGUGGUGUGUUAUCUUCUUUGGAAUAACACUUGUUUGUGUGAUUCUCCUGUUUGAGGAAUCGAAGUACAUACCUGUUUUGAAUGGACGGAAUGUCAUUGCGGAGCCACAGGGGACCGACAAGUCGUCUCGGUUCAACAAAGAUGGCAAUUCGAUGAAGAAGACGGCCGUCAACGGAUUUGAAAAAGCGAACAGGGUUUCGACUAACCCGGAAAUCAGACCAAAGACAUACUUCCAGCGAAUGGCAUGGAUCACUCCGACUGACGAUGCCCUGUGGCCUCAUUUCUACCAGCCCAUCGAGGCCCUCUUUACUUUCCCUGCGGUUUCAUAUGCGGCCAUUACAUACGGGACUACUCUUUGUUGGUUCGCAAUUAUGACUUCUCUACAGGCAUCCUACAUGCUAUUACCGCCCGUACAACUUUGA
This is a messenger RNA of Penicillium salamii, 1047 nucleotides long. The record is from the annotation of a GenBank genome assembly. NCBI's taxonomy places the organism in Eukaryota, Fungi, Ascomycota, Eurotiomycetes, Eurotiales, Aspergillaceae.